Molecule: messenger RNA, 996 nt
Organism: Cyclocybe aegerita
Lineage: Eukaryota; Fungi; Basidiomycota; Agaricomycetes; Agaricales; Hemipholiotaceae
Source: the annotation of a GenBank genome assembly
AUGCCCGACUCUGAGGACAAGGUUUUCGACAAACUGUUGACGGAAUGGGAGGAGUGGGACCGUGUCAUUCAGCUGGAGACUCUGAUUCAUAAUUGGGCUUCUCAGUGGGGUGGAAUAUAUAGCUGGACGGUUCAAUUGGAGCUGGCGUUUGAGGCAGUUUAUGCAGAAGGGGAACGAGUGUUGGAGACAUGGAGUCUACAGGUCUGGGAACAUGCUGAUGCAGGUCGAGACCUACUCGCCAAGAUGGACAAACUGGAUGGAGCACUCCCCACUAACCCUGAUGCGGUCAGGUUUCUUUGGAGGAAAUUCAGGGAGCUCCAUCAUGCACUGGAUUUUCAAUGUACAGCGGCCCGAGGACCAGCAAAGGCGUUAUCACCCCAGCGCAUAAUUUUUCCCCCUUUUCUACCCUGUACCUUGACCAUCAAUGCUGAAACUUCGAUGUCUGUAAUUGAAGUUCUGUUGGAGCAAGAAAUCAAGAAGAAAGUGCGCUUAACCCUCAAAGAGGAGGAGGAUGAAGACCUUACUUGCGGUGAUCCUCUUUGUCACGCCACCCAAUGCCUUGUGAAUGGACCAAAAUUUGAUAUUUUGAUCUACAUUAAGGAAGGCGAUCCUCUUUGUUGGAGGGGAAACAUGAUGGAGGGAGACAAUGGCACAGAAGGGUUCUAUUUUCUCAGCGACACGCACCUCACACACCUGGCCGACAUCCCCAGCAAGGAGUACUUCGUCUACGAUCCAGUGUCGUCAGCAUGGAUCACUGCGAGCAUAGAUGGACUUGAGGCCUUUAACACAAUGGGCUUCUUAAUUUAUCGCUGGAAGGACAUUCAUUCUGACGAGUGCGAUGGUAUUGUCGACUACAUACGCCAAUUACACGAGACACUGGAGAACACCGAAUACGAAGGUGAAGAUUUGCAAAGGGAAGGACAGGAUUUUGACGAUGUUAGCUCUCAGUACAGUUCCCUUAGUGAAGUAGCAAACACAUUAGUUACCCGCGAUUGA